Molecule: messenger RNA, 903 nt
Organism: Mycena indigotica
Lineage: Eukaryota; Fungi; Basidiomycota; Agaricomycetes; Agaricales; Mycenaceae
Product: S-adenosyl-L-methionine-dependent methyltransferase
Exons: 3
Coding region: 1-903 (300 amino acids)
Molecular function (GO): methyltransferase activity
Source: RefSeq, a predicted model, not a curated record
AUGGCGCUCGUCGACAAGACUGUGGAGGCUGCUACUGCGCCGAUUACGCAUACGCCGCGCGAAUAUCAGGAGUAUCCUGGCUCGCAAUAUAUUCUACCUACGGAUACUCCAGAGCUGCAGCGGUUGACACUUCAACAUCGUACACUGAAGAGCAUGUAUGGAGGGCGUAUUUUGUGGGCGCCAGUAGAGUUGACUGAGGAGGACAAGGUGCUCGAUACUGGUUGUGGGCCAGGCCUCUGGGUAUUGGACCUCGCUUCCUCAGUCAGCCCGGCCAUCCAAAUGACUGGCAUCGACAUCGAGUCGCGCCUCUUUCCCCCGUUCCCGCCACCAAACCUGACAUUCCAGAUCCAAUCAGUGCUGAGCCUCCCUGCCGACUGGAGCAACACCUUCACGCUAAUCCACCAGCGCCUCCUUCUCCUUGCAUUAGAGAUCCCGCAAUGGCCUGUCGCAUUGAGCGAGAUGCACCGUGUCCUCCGCCCCGGCGGGUGGGUCCAGCUGGCCGAAUCAACGCCGUGGCACGUGGGCACAUACCCGGGCCGGCCCGCAAUGGAGAAACUCACCGCGCUCUACCGGGCUGCCUCCGAGGCACGCAAUCUCUACGUCGACUGUGCAUAUGACAUGCCCAAACUCCUGAAAGACGCGGGCUUCGUCGACAUCGCAAGCGAGUCGCGGAUGCAGCAAAUGGGGAGCUGGGCGGGAGAGGACGGGGAGGCGAUGCGCAAGAACCACGUUGCUGUUCUGGCGGGAAUUAAGACCCCCGUGUUAAAUGCUGGUGGGUAUGGGAUCGUGUCGUCGGAGAGCGAGUAUGACCAGUUGGUCGAGGAUUUACACCGCGAGUGGGAGGAGGUCCCGGGCACGGACAAGGAGUUUAUCGUGUUUUGGGCUCGGAAACCGCUCAACUAG